AUGGCAUCCCCUCCGCCAUCAAAGGCCCUGGCCAAGCGGUCAGAUGGCCAGCUGAUGCCUCCCCCACCACCACCUAAACGAAUCAAACGCCCCGCAACCGUCCUCGACGAAGACAUCUACACCAACACACUCUCUCACAUCAUCGCCCGCGAUUUCUUCCCCGGUCUAUUAGAAACACAAGCCAAGCAGGAGUACCUCGAUGCGCUAGACUCCAAGGAUAAAGCAUGGAUUACCAGCUCCAAGAAACGACUUGCAGAUGUUAUGCGCACGCCGACACCGGGCUCAAAUGCACGACGGAAGACAGACUCGGGCUCUGUGGCGGGUACACCGAUGCAUUUCCCGGCCGGUCGAUCGGAUGAAACUCCCCUUGGAUGGGGAGGGGAUACGCCCAUGUCUGUCGCAUCUACUGCGACUUCUGCCACGACGAGUCAAGGCCGGGAUAUCCCCGAUGUCUCGAACAUGGGAUUGACAACCUUUCAGGCCAAAUAUACCAGUGAAGACAACGAAUCCUUCAACAAAGUCCUCGACAAACAAAACACAAAAAAGCGCGAGAAAUAUGCUUUUCUUUGGAAUGAUAAUAAGAUUCCCUCUGCGCGUCAGAUCGCCCAUCACCAGCGGGAAGUCAAGCGCAUUACUGCGGCAGGUGGCAACCCGGAAACCAGCCUCGUGAAGCGGGAUGAUUCCGAACCCGCUAUCAAAACAGAUCUCGACGCACGCCCAGCAAGACCUGAUGCCUGGAAAUCCCGCCCAGACAACGGGCUAAUGUUCCUCCCAUCUUCAAUCGAAGAUACCCACGAGACACUCCACCAACAAGCAGAGGCCGCCUCCCGCGCAGGUCCAAAACGAACACUCUAUCAAAAUACCCGUCUACUCGAUGUAGACGCUGCCGCUGCAGCAGACGCUGCAUCAUCCAUCCCAGCUUCACCCUCAUUAUCCGCAAUCAAAGAUGCCAUCGCCGGCCGACCACAUCUCAGUGAAUCCGAAGCCUCCGCAGUCCCAGGCGGUGAAACACCCCGCGUCAAUGGCUACGCCUUUGUCGACGAAGACGAACCCGAACCCGAGCUGGAACCCGGAGAUCAAGAUCCCCUUGAAGCAGACUGGCGUCUCCUAGGGAGAUCAGCAGAUACAACCCCAAACCCCUUCCAACUCCGCGAAACUCGCAAACGCGAGGCUUUACACUACCGCAUGGUCGAUCGCGUCUCACGCUCUAAACGCGCGGAAAAAGCAGCCCGUGCCAUGAAAACGCCUGUUACUGCUACCCCGCGCUUUGCUAGUAGUCCGCGCCUGGACUUUGGACUUCGUGGGACGCCUGGUGGUGUAGGGGUUGGACCUGGUGGUCAGGGUAAGAUGCUGACGCCCGCGGCGCAUAAGUUGUUGUCGCAGGUUGGUGGGAGUACGCCGCGGGGAUUAGGGUCGGGGGAGGGGAAGGGGAAGUCGGGGUUGGGGAAUAUGUGGACUCCGACGCCGCGCCGGAAGUAG
Penicillium subrubescens is the source of this 1479-nucleotide messenger RNA. Its product is annotated as splicing factor ESS-2 family protein. NCBI's taxonomy places the organism in Eukaryota, Fungi, Ascomycota, Eurotiomycetes, Eurotiales, Aspergillaceae. Bases 1 to 1479 code for a protein of 492 amino acids. The record is from RefSeq and is a predicted model, not a curated record. The transcript has a single exon. Gene Ontology annotation, cellular component: catalytic step 2 spliceosome.